AUGAAGAUGGGUGAAAAGUUAGUUAACUUCCAGAUAGACUGUGGGGCCACCUGUAAUAUCAUCCCCAUUGAUCUACUAAACCCAGACACAAAGUUAGAGCACACUGAGAAAGUCUUAGUGAUGUAUAACAAGACCAAGUUGACUCCUCUGGGUACAUGUAAGGUUAAGGUCAGAAACCCCAGAAAUAACAAGCUGUACAGACUGGAGUUUCAAGUGGUUGACCAGAGUAGCAGAAUCCCUCUACUGGGCAGAAAAGCCAGCGAGGCAAUGAAGUUGAUAAAGAUACAGUACGAGAACAUUCUGGCUAUAGACAGCAUAGUGACGAAAGAGCUGAGCCCAGUGACGAAGGCAGCAGGUGGCAAACACAUGACCAUGGACAAAAUCAAAGAGGAGUUUGAGGAUGUUUUCACCGGAGUUGGCUGCAUGGAAGGUGAAUAUAGAAUAGAGAUAAAUGACAGAGUACCGCCAGUGAAACUGCCAAAGCGAAGAGUGCCCGUGGCUAUGAUGACACCUCUACAAGAGGAACUCAAAGAUUUAGAGAGAAGACACAUAAUCACACCAGUGGAACGCAGCACUGACUGGAUCAGUAGCAUGGUAACGGUGAGAAAACCUAAUGGGAAACUGAGGAUCUGUAUAGACCCAAAACCUCUGAAUCGAGCACUUAAAAGAAGUCACUAUCCACUCCCAACUUUAGAUGACAUCCUGCCGGAAAUGUCAAAGGCAAAAGUUUUCACAGUCUGCGAUGUGAAGCAAGGCUUCUGGCACGUCAAACUAGAAGAGAAGUCGAGCUACCUUACCACAUUCGCCACCCCAUUCGGUCGCUUCCGUUGGUUAAGGAUGCCAAUGGGAAUAAGUCCAGCACCAGAAGUGUUCCAAAGAAAGCUCAUGCAGGCCCUGGAGGGUCUCCCAGGAAUCUACAUCAUAGCAGAUGAUGUGUUGAUCACAGGGGAAGGAAAAACACAAGAGGAGGCAGAAAAGGACCACGAUGAGAAAGUCAGACGUUUUCUAAUCAGGUGCAGAGAGCGCAACAUCAAGCUGAACGCUGACAAAUUCAAGCUCAGACAAAAAGAGGUACCCUACAUUGGUCAUCUGCUGACGGCCGAGGGACUGAGGAUUGACCCAGACAAGGUACGGGCAAUCAGAGAAAUGCCACAGCCAACCGACGUGAAAGGGGUACAGAGACUAGUUGGGAUGGUCAACUAUCUUUCUAAGUUCUAUAACCACCUUUCAGAUGACUGUGAGAUUCUGAGACAACUCACACGCAAGGAAAACAUGUGGGAAUGGACAGACAUCCAAGAAGGGGCGUUUCAAAGACUGAAAGAAAAAAUCGCUAAAGCACCAGUCCUACAGUACUACAACAAGGAAGAGGAGCUGACACUUCAAUGUGAUGCAUCAGACACAGGACUUGGGGCCGCCCUGACACAGAAAGGUAAACCGGUAGCAUUUGGUAGUAGAGCACUUACACCAACUGAAAAGGGCUAUGCCCAAAUAGAAAAAGAAUGUUUAGCAAUAGUAUUUGGGAUGGAAAAGUUCCAUCAGUAUACUUAUGGCAGGGAAGUCACAGUACAAAGCGACCACAAGCCCCUUGAGAAUAUACACAGGAAGCCAUUACUUAGUGCACCUAAGAGACUGCAGAGAAUGCUACUCAGACUGCAGCAGUAUGAUAUUAAUGUAACAUAUGUUCCAGGCAAGGAUAUGCUACUAGCAGACACACUGAGUAGAGCGUACUUACCGGAGAGCACUAAGGGAGAGAGUGAGAAAGAUAUAGAGACUGUGAACAUGGUCAGCUACCUACCCAUUUCAGCAGAGAGGCUGAGCGCCAUCAGGGCUGCAACGAAAGAUGACAUGAAGUUACAGAGUGUAGCAAAUAGAAUACUGUCAGGGUGGCCCAAGAGAAAAAAUGACUUACCAAGUGACAUCAGACACUACCACACUUUCCAAGAUGAACUGAGUUUCCAGGACGGCAUAGUGUUCCGAGGUGACAGAGCUGUGAUACCUGACGCACUCAGGGUGGACCUCACUCACAGGAUCCACUCCUCUCACCUGGGAGUAGAAGGAUGUCUGAGGCGAGCGAGGGAGUGUGUUUACUGGCUUGGAAUGAAUGAGGAGAUCAAGACCUUCAUCUCCAAAUGUGACAUAUGUAGGUCAGUGGACCCAAAGCAACAAAGAGAGACACUACACCCACAUUCCAUGGCCAACAGACCCUGGGCCGAGGUGGGAACAGACCUUUUCUCCUUUCACAAUAAAGACUAUCUGAUAACAGUAGAUUAUUAUUCAAACUUUUGGGAGGUUGAUUAUCUACCUGACACUAAGAGCAAUACAGUGAUCAGAAAACUCAAGGCCCACUUUGCACGACAAGGGAUUCCUGACACUGUUAUCUCGGAUAACGGACCCCAGUAUGCCUCUCUAGAGUUUCAGCACUUCAGCCAGAAGUGGGGCUUUGAACACAGGACAUCGUCGCCAGGAUACCCGCAGAGUAAUGGGAAGGCGGAGUCAGCGGUAAAGACAGCCAAGCACCUGAUGCUGAAGGCUGCAGCAGCAAGACAGGAUCCGUAUUUGGCCAUGUUAGAUCAUCGCAACACACCGAGCCAGGGCCUCAACACAAGCCCGGCACAGAGACUCCUGAGCAGGAGGACCAGGACCCUGCUUCCCACAAAGGACACUCUGCUGAAGCCAGAGGUAACACACAACGAACAGGGACUGAAACACAACAGACAGAGACAGGAAAAGUACUACAACCGCACAGCAAAAGACAUGGACGCUCUGAAAAGAGGGGACAGUGUGAGAGUACAGCCAGGUGACACACACAGGAGCUGGAGACCAGCGAGAGUGGUCCAGCAGGUGAGCCAUAGAUCAUAUGAGGUGCAGUUAGAGUCAGGAGGGGUUGUGAGACGAAAUCGUCGUCACCUCAGACAUAAUCACACCGUGCUCACACCAACACGAAACGCACCCACACCAACAGUGACUGAGGCGGCCGUACGGCCAGAUGGCCCAGUACAGAACCAAGACAAGUUCACCAGGUCAGGUCGACAAGUUGUCAUGCCACACUACCUGACGGACUAUGUUCAGUGA
Eleginops maclovinus (Patagonian blennie) is the source of this 3072-nucleotide messenger RNA. RefSeq lists its product as uncharacterized. Gene Ontology annotation, biological process: DNA integration. Lineage: Eukaryota; Metazoa; Chordata; Actinopteri; Perciformes; Eleginopidae. The record is from RefSeq and is a predicted model, not a curated record. Gene Ontology annotation, molecular function: nucleic acid binding. The coding region runs from base 1 to 3072 and encodes 1023 amino acids. The transcript has a single exon.